Messenger RNA from Etheostoma spectabile (orangethroat darter), 3676 nucleotides. Its product is annotated as protein shisa-6. The coding region runs from base 470 to 2503 and encodes 677 amino acids. The record is from RefSeq and is a predicted model, not a curated record. Gene Ontology annotation, biological process: regulation of short-term neuronal synaptic plasticity; regulation of AMPA receptor activity. NCBI's taxonomy places the organism in Eukaryota, Metazoa, Chordata, Actinopteri, Perciformes, Percidae. The transcript has 10 exons. Gene Ontology annotation, cellular component: postsynaptic density; AMPA glutamate receptor complex; dendritic spine membrane.
GGGAGGGAGGGAGAGAGGGGUUUACAGCUCUGAUAUUCUCCUCACUUUCAGAGACACAGACAGAGAGCAACUCCCCAGCGGGUAUCCUAACUGAGCCUAACUUUGACUGGAGCAGAAGUGACUGGGGCUCCAGGAAUCAGCACCGUGGACAGCGACGCACCGCGGCUCUCACACGCCGCUCAGCCGAGGGAGAGCGCGCAGAGCCCGGGCACCCAGCAGCUCUCUUCCCGGUCAGGAUACGAUGCUCUGCUGCCACGAUGGGUCGCAGUUUCUCCGUUGCAUAAUAGCAGCCAAAAAAUGCCCUUGACAUCAGUCUACCCAGAGUUGAUUUCAGCAUGACAGCGGCACAGGAGACUGAGCGAGCAGGGGGAGACUCGGCGGCCAAACUUACACCAGACUAAACCCUACAUGUUCAACUAGAAUUAAAGUGUCUUUGCCGAAACAUCAGACUUAAGUUCUUCACACUACAAUGGGGAUAAGGCACCUUUUGUUGCUGAUAAUAUACCUGGACCCGCUCUGCGUGCUGAGCGCCACUGCAGGCGGUAAAAAGCCCAAGCCGGCGCCCCGGAAGGCUCCCAAAGCCACGGCGGUCCCCACGGCCGUCCCGCAGAAGACCCCGCAGCCGGCGCCCGCCAGCAACCACGACACAUGCCUGGGCUACUACGACGUGAGCGGGCAGUAUGACAAACUGUUCGAGUGCAACAACACGGACCACCGGUACUGCUGCGGGACGUGCUACCUGCGCUUCUGCUGCGAGUACAAGAAAGACCGGCUGGAUCAGAAAGCCUGCAAGAACUACCAGACGCCGGUGUGGGUCCAGACGGCCGCCCCGUCCCCCAUCCCCACCGGGGAAACGUACGAUCCGAGCAUGGACCAGACCAGCACGGCGGUGUACAUCACCUGUGGGAUCAUAGCCUUUCUCAUAGUGGUGGGGGUGUCGGUCAAAGUCGCCUACGACAAAGCUACAGAGCCGCCUCAGGAAAUGAAUAUACACAGGGCCCUCGCCGACAUCCUGAGGCAGCAGGGGCCCAUCCCCAUCUCGCAAUACGACUGUGAGAACUUUGCAGCGAUGAACGGCUCGCCCAAAGACAACACGCCGGUCAGAACCUCAUCCAAGAACCACUACACCCCUGUUCACACCUCCAAAUCCAACCACGGUCUCCACUAUGGGAAGGAGAGCGUCCGAAGCAGUGGCGGCGCUGAGCUUCACAGCUUCAUCUCCUCUGGUUUUGUGACGUUGGGUCGAGGCCAUCCGAAAGGAGAUAACCAUUGGCCAGUCCGCUCCCAGAGUCACCAUGGUACCCAUCAGCACAACUAUAACCAUGUGGCUCUAGGUAGCCCUACACGCACACCUAAGAAUGCUCACCGAUCAUUGAGACGUGAAAACAAUCGGAUAAGUGGCAUCCUGACCUCGCAGACGGAGCCCUACGACCUGUCUUUCUCACGCUCCUUCCAGAGCCUGUCUCACCUGCCGCCCUCCUAUGAGGCGGCCAUCAAAGCCGACCUCAGCCGCUUCUCAUCCCUGAAGAAACUCACAGAUAAAGAUGUUGAUGAAUACUACACUCGUAAGCGCCACCUGCCUGACCUGGCAGCAAGAGGAACUCUUCCCUUGCAUGUUCUCAAAAUAAGUCAAGAACAGCACCGGGAACAGCAGCAGCAGCAGCUCCAGAGCCAGCCCCCGCAAUCCUCCAUCUCCCAGGCCCCUCCCCAGUCCCAGUCUUCACAGCAACAGUCUCAACAAAGGCAGAGGCCCCGUCGCGUUCAGAGGGCCAUGUCCCAGGACCGAGUCCUGUCCCCGCAGAGAGAUCCGCAGCAGGACUACAGCACGUCCUCUAAUGGCAUGUCCCCGUAUGGAGGCAGGAUCCUCUCAGACGAACAGCUCCUGUCCGCUGAACGUCUUCGAUCCCAGGAGCGUCUUUUCCCACAGGACCGUCAUACCUCCCAAGAUCGUCUGUACUCCAAGGACCGCAUGUACUCCAAGGACCGACUUCUAUCGCAGGAUCACCUCUAUUCGAAAGACCGCCAUUACUCUCAAGACCGCCUCUAUUCACAAGAUCGACUGUACUCACAAGACCGCCUCCUAUCCCAGGAUCCUCUGCUGUCGCCAGACAAGCUGAUGAUGUCACUGAAGCGUGGCAUGGUAAGCAGCAUCUCCGGCGGGUUUCAUGGCAGCGACAAGUCAAUGUCACGCGCCAUCUCGCACACAGACGUGUUCGUACCAACCACGCCUCUUAUGGACCGCUACAAGAUGACCAAAAUGCACUCCCAUCCCACUGCCUCCAACAAUGCCGGUGGCAGCGGGACUCUGGGAGCGGGAGGCAGCGGGCACUCCAACACUUUAGCCAUGAACCAGACAGCAACCAAGAGGCAGGCAUUUGCCUCCAGACGGACUCAUACUAUGGAACAGCUCCACUACAUCCCACCGCAUCACCAGCAGCAGCAGCCGCCACAGCCGCAGCCGCAGCACUACCGCACAGGCAGCAAGACGGAGGUGACUGUGUAACGGCAGCCUGCUGUGUGCCAGAGGUGGGGUCGAUAGAGGUACGUGGGUACACUGUCCUUCUUUUAGAGUAGGAUGGUGGCAACUUCCCUUUCUUUGACUGAAGUUCCUGCAAAGUCAGAGAUUCCAGGACCAAGAACAUCAGCAAGCUUACUGUGAGAGACCGGAAAAACGAGCUACACUGUACACAGCAUACACAGGCCCUGUUAGAUCUGAAGCCAGAGAGGGUCGUGGUUGGGGGAUGGAUGGUAUUAUCCAGCUAACUUGCCUAUUAUUUUCCACUGUAAUUGUUUCCACUUGAUUACCCUAUUCAUCCACAGGCUACAGCCUCAUUCUGUGUGUGAUUUAGUGAGAAAACACUGAUUGUCUGUUUUAGCCUUUAUCGGCCCACUUUGUCCAACAAAUCUAUUCUGUGACCUUUUCUGGCGAAUCUCAAAGGGCUUUGCAUGGUUAAACGCAUAGACUGACUUCUCUGUGACUUCUGUUGUGCAACACAACACCAUCACAGGUGAUGAACAAGGUUGAGCCUGUAAUAACUUUAUAAAUAUAUAAAUAAAUGAAUAAAACAAAACCAUUUGUACGCCCUGUCCUACUCAUAGCUCUAGUGAAUCUCAAUGAGAGAAAUUGAAAUGGAUGUUAUUAGCACUUCUAUUUGGUGCCUCCGACAGAUGUUUCAUUUCUAAAAACGAAGUGGUUUUGUGGGUUACAAAGCACAAUCAAAAAAAUAUUGUUUUGUUUUUGAUUUGUUGAGUUUGAAUAGUGACAGCUAGCUUGUUUUGUUCUUAAAGCAAUGGCAGGUUUUUUGUUGCUUCCAAUAGAAGAUUGUAAAUAAGCUAUUCUAGAAGCAGUAUUAUGGACAAGUCUGUACUGGAUGGACUUUGUGUUAGACUGUCUGUUUUCAAUAGAUUCUUAAAGAACAUCUAUAAAUCAUCACUGUUUUGUGAGUUCAGAAUAGAAACCCACUUAAACAAGUAUUUGACAGGAUCAAUUAAUACUAUACUGUGUGUCUUGUAGGACGAGAAGUGAAUGAAUGUGUUGUUAACUGAUAUACCACUGUUCAUAUUUUGGAUGUAGACUGUGUUCCAUUGACAUCAGACGUUGAACAUCAUGGAAAUGGAUUAUAAUGCUUGUUAUAGUAGGGUCAAAUAAACCAUCCAUAUUUUUCUAAACAUUCAA